AUGGCUGCCUCCCUGGUGUUCCGACUGCACGACCGAGGCCCAGAGUUGGUGAGAGAAGUGCUCCUGGAGCGAGGAUGGGAGGAAUAUGACAGGAGGAGGCAGGAGGACGAAGACUGGAACCUUUACUGGCGGGGGUCCACGUUCCCAACUUCAGAUUAUCACAACCUGCUGCCAUGGCAACGCCUCAACCACCAUCCCAAAACUGCUGGCAUCACGCGCAAGGACUCGUUAGUUCGUAACCUACGAAGAAUGAGGGCGACGUUUGGCCCGUCUCUCUACAACUUCAGUCCCACCACCUUCAUCCUGCCUAACGACUACACCCGUUUCCUGGCUGAGUACAACGGACUGCGUCUCACCAAGGGUCCUGCAGUCUACUGGAUCUGUAAGCCUGUGGAUCUGUCCAGAGGUCGAGGGAUUUUCAUCUUUCAGGACAUCAAGGAGCUGGUGUACGACUCGUCUGUAAUCGUUCAGAGGUACGUCAGCAGCCCUUUGCUGAUUUCAGGCUAUAAGUUCGACUUGAGGAUCUACGUGUGUGUGAAAAGCUUCCGCCCGCUAACUGUUUAUAUCCAUCAAGAGGGUUUGGUGCGUUUCGCCACAGAGAAGUACAACCUCCAAUCUUUGAGUAACCUGUAUGCUCACCUCACCAACACCAGCAUCAAUAAGUAUGGUCCUUUCUAUAAAGCUGAAAAGGGCAAGGUGGGUCCGGGAUGCAAGUGGACCAUGAGCAAGUUCAGGCAUUUCCUCCAAGGCCAGGACAUCAAUGAGUUUCUCUUGUGGCAGAGGAUCAACAACAUCGUCACCCUGACCCUCCUGGCCAUCGCUCCGUCUGUGCCGUCCUGUCCGAACUGCGUGGAGCUCUUUGGCUUCGAUGUCCUCAUUGACAGCAAGUUCAAACCCUGGCUUCUGGAGGUCAACUACAGCCCUGCUCUGACUCUGGACUGCCAAGCUGAUGUCUCGGUGAAGAAGGGGCUAAUCGGGGAUCUGAUCGAUUUGAUGAACUACACAUCGACUGAUGUUUUAAGGGACAGAGCCUAUCAGGUACUAAGGUACAGACAGCCAUGUUUUAAAACCUUACCUGGACUUUCCACAUUGAAACAAAACAAAUUUCUAAAAAAGAAGAAACCUAAAAAAGCCUCAAAAACUCUGAUAAAUCAAUCCCGACUUUUUGCUAGAGCCGAUUACCAGAGAUACCUCCCCCCUGUUACUGCCAAGUACAGAAGUGUCACCGCAAGCAAAACCGGCACCGGUCAGACCUUAAAUUGGAUCCUCGGCCCACAUUCAAAGACAAAUGUGUUUGUGGUAAAUGGACAGACGAGUCCAGCUGUUGCACCAUGCCAGUUAAGAAAUGGACUUCAAGAUACUGAGGUUACAAACCAUGACAGCACUGAAACUAAAGCUGACACGGAGCUCUCAGAGGACACAGACGUGUUCUUUUCAAUACCUGACUCUUCGCGUGGGGGAUCAAAUUUCAAAGCUUCUACUGAUUCCUGGCGGUUACCAAAUAUUUACAGUCGGAGUCAGCGACCCCAAAAGAUCCAUGUUGGGGAACCCACAGUGCUGAACACCCAGCAUGUUCCUCCAGUCAGAGUUGGAGGCUUUGUACGGACGUGCCCAUUUAACGCAGCCACCAUGAAGGCGUCGCAGCACCAGCUGGAUAUUACAGUCAUCGUACAGGAGCUCCAGAAGCUGACGGGCCGGUUAGCUUCAGGCCAAGCUAAUGAAAACAUGGGGACAAGAGCGGAGGCUGCUGAGAAAGACUGCUUUGGUUCACUGCUGUGGGGUCCAACAGAUCCACCGAGGCUCAGCCGAGCUUUCAAAACAUCUUAA
Molecule: messenger RNA, 1827 nt
Organism: Nematolebias whitei (Rio pearlfish)
Lineage: Eukaryota; Metazoa; Chordata; Actinopteri; Cyprinodontiformes; Rivulidae
Gene: ttll2
Product: tubulin tyrosine ligase-like family, member 2
Exons: 3
Coding region: 1-1827 (608 amino acids)
Biological process (GO): protein polyglutamylation; microtubule cytoskeleton organization
Cellular component (GO): cilium
Molecular function (GO): tubulin-glutamic acid ligase activity; tubulin binding
Source: RefSeq, a predicted model, not a curated record